AAUUUUUUAUAUACAUUUUGUGAUUUAUAUUUUUUCAUUAUCCUAUUUUUUUAAGAGCUGAGAAGCGUAGAAAAUAUCUCCGCUAAUUGUGAUUAUAAGGUGAGAAAACAGAUAAAAAAUAUUAUGGCUAUAAGUCUCUAUUGUCAUACUAAUUAUUUGUAACAGUUCUAAUAAGAGUAAUUUGUUAAGGAUGUCGUUGACUCUCUGGUUUUCGUAGAAUAUACCAAAGAGUAACAAUAUGAGAGAAAUAAACAUUUGACAAAACUGACACGGUCAUUUAACUUGAAAGAAUGUGUCUUAAACUAAUUGUAUGCAAUCGAUAUAAAUUAUAUACGUCUCAAACUGUAUUUUUGCAAGUGCAAUAAACCGAUGCUUGUACAAAUUUAACAGUUCUAAUUUUUGGAUUCUCCGAGAAAAGAUUUUGAAUGUUAUAUAUAAAUGUAAAAUAUGUUACAGCUAUUUAAAUUUUUUUUCAUUUGUUUUAUUAUUUGACAAAUGAAAGCAGAAGCUGAAAGAGCUUUAUCAAUUAUGACAGUUGUUAAAGCGCAUUCGAACCUAGAAAAUAUUUGCAAGGAUGUUACAUCGACUAAUACCACGUGGAAUAUUUAAAUUUGCGAGACAGUCUCGCACGACGAUCAGAAAUUCGCGAAAUUUUCAUGUCAAUGUUAGUCCAGCGGAAAAGGCAAAGUGCGGUGUGGACAACAGCAGCAGUAACUAUCCUCUCAUAGAUCAUUGCUACGACGUGGUGAUAGUAGGAGCAGGAGGCGCAGGAUUAAGAGCAGCCUUUGGUCUCGGCAGAAAAGGAUACCGCGUAGCGGUGGUGUCGAAAUUAUUCCCGACAAGGUCGCAUACCGUCGCCGCCCAGGGUGGCAUCAAUGCCGCCAUCGCCGAAGGAAAAGAGGACAACUGGCUCUAUCAUAUGUAUGACACCGUGAAGGGAUCCGACUGGCUGGGUGAUCAGGACGCGAUACAUUUGCUCGCGAGAGAAGCACCUCGAGCAGUUUACGAGCUCGAAAAUUACGGUUGCCCUUUUAGUCGUACAGAAGACGGAAAGAUCUAUCAGCGCGCUUUCGGAGGCCAGUCGUUGAAAUUCGGCAAAGGUGGACAAGCUAAGCGAACCUGCGCUGUCGCUGAUCGAACUGGCCAUGCGGUACUUCACACCCUUUACGGACAGAGUCUUCGCUAUGAUGUACACUAUUUCAUCGAGUAUUUUGCUCUCGAUCUGCUCAUGCACGGCCGAUGCUGCAAAGGGAUUCUUGCGUGGGAACUGGAGACAGGUCUUCUGCAUCGAUUCAGGGCUCAUCAUACGGUAAUCGCAACGGGUGGUUCCGGAAGAUGUUACUUCUCCUGCACCGCUGCGCACGCCUGCACCGGCGAUGGUAUGGCAAUCGCAUGUCGAGCAGGACUGCCGUUGCAGGACAUGGAGUUCAUCCAGUUUCAUCCGACCGGCAUUUAUGGCAGCGGCAUACUCAUCACUGAAGGCAGCAGAGGAGAAGGUGGCAAACUGCUCAACUCCAACGGGGAAUUCUUCAUGGAAAAGUAUGCGCCUGUAGCUAAGGAUCUGGCCUCCCGCGACAUCGUCUCCAGAGCUAUGACCAUCGAAAUACUGGAGGGAAGAGGCGUCGGACCAAAGAAAGAUCAUAUUUAUUUGCAAUUAAGUCACCUGCCAGCCAACCUGAUACACGAGCGGUUACCCGGAAUUUCGCACCUCGCCUGGGUGUUCGCCGGAGUAGACGUGACAAAGCAACCGAUCCCCGUAAUUCCCACGGUGCAUUAUAACAUGGGCGGCAUACCUACGAAUUGGCGUGCACAAGUAUUAACACGAGAAAACGAGGAAGACAGACCGAUCGAAGGUCUCUGGGCAGCUGGUGAGACCGCGUGUGCGUCUGUUCACGGCGCUAAUCGACUGGGCGCUAAUAGUCUUCUGGAACUAGUGGUCUUUGGCAAAGCUAUCGCCGAUCAAAUCGACUGUAUCGCUAGACCUGGCGAACGUCACGAAGAUCUGUCACCAGAGAUCGGUGAACAGUCGAUUUGUCGCUUCGAUGCAACCCGUUAUGCGAAAGGUUGCGUUCCUGUGGUCGAGCUGCGCGACGAGAUGCAACGCAUGAUGCAAAAAUAUUGUUCGGUAUUAAGAUCUUGUGAUAUUUUACAACGUGGAUGUAGGGAGAUAACCCGUCUGUACACAUGCGAUUUACCGGAUCUAUGUGUGCAAGAUCAGUCCCUCAUUUGGAACACUGAGCUCGUCGAGGCCUUGGAGCUACAAAAUAUGAUGCUCGUUUCCAUGCACAUUGUCUACGCGGCCGAGAAUCGAAAGGAGUCGAGAGGCUCGCACUUCAGGGACGACUUCAAGGAGAGAAUUGAUGAAUACGACUACACAAAAUCACUCGAAGGACAGAAGAAACGACCUUACGCGGAACACUGGCGUAAGCAUACGCUUACAUGGGCCCAGGAAGAUGGAUCGAUUUGCAUCUCUUAUCGGCCUGUUAUUGACACGACUCUAGAUGAAAGUGAGGCUCAACAUGUUCCGCCUGCAGUUCGCGCGUAUUGAAUUGCAAACAGUCGGUUAAUUAAUAAAAUGUAAUGACAGCUGCGCGAUUGUGAAUUUAAUCAGCUAUCUGUUAUCACUAACCCCAUAUUUCAAAUCAAGCACAUUAAAUGUGGAAAAACUAAUACAUCAGAGAAAUCGUCACAACAUUUAUGCAAAAAUUUUUGUUCAUAAAAAUAUAUUACUUCUUAUGUGCAGAUGAUAAUCUGCAUAAGCUUUUUAUGCAUUUCUCGGUAUCCUUGCAUGUGUCAUACGUUAGCUGUGUGAUUCAUAGGUAGAAUUAAUUAAGUUCAACGUUGUAUCAAUUAGAUUACAAGGAAAAAAUGAAUCGAGAUUGACGUUAUAUAUAUUUUUUUAAGUAGGUUUCAGAAGUUUUCAGAAAAUAUUCUUUUGAAUUCUUGUGCGCCUUGUAAACAAUGACGAUGAUACAAAGAAAAGUAGUACAAGAAUGUUGCACGCUCAAUAAUGAUGAUCGACAUUUCCUUUUUUAUACAAAAACAAAGAAAAAGAAAAAAAGCAAAUGUGAUUCAGCUCACUUAAUAAUUACAUCUUUGACAUAUGUUGCGAUUUCAUAACAGAUAAUCGUUAAUCACAACUUCGCUGAUAACGAUAUUACAAUAUAUCGCAAUAAUAAAUGCGUUGAAUAAAUUAUUUACUAUAAAUGCAUCAAUUUCUUUACAGAGAGAGGCCAAUAAUUUUUAACUUGUUUCGCUCUCUAUUAAACUUAUGUAAUAUUUAUAUAUGUAAAAUCCAUUCACAGAAAUCCAAAAAAUAUAUCAGACGAUCUCUCAUUA
Molecule: messenger RNA, 3339 nt
Organism: Nylanderia fulva
Lineage: Eukaryota; Metazoa; Arthropoda; Insecta; Hymenoptera; Formicidae
Product: succinate dehydrogenase [ubiquinone] flavoprotein subunit, mitochondrial
Biological process (GO): tricarboxylic acid cycle; mitochondrial electron transport, succinate to ubiquinone
Cellular component (GO): respiratory chain complex II (succinate dehydrogenase)
Molecular function (GO): succinate dehydrogenase (quinone) activity; electron transfer activity; flavin adenine dinucleotide binding
Source: RefSeq, a predicted model, not a curated record